This is a messenger RNA of Solea senegalensis (Senegalese sole), 351 nucleotides long. Its product is annotated as tetratricopeptide repeat protein 7A-like. The transcript has 3 exons. Lineage: Eukaryota; Metazoa; Chordata; Actinopteri; Pleuronectiformes; Soleidae. The coding region runs from base 40 to 351 and encodes 103 amino acids. The record is from RefSeq and is a predicted model, not a curated record.
UGCUGGUGGUGGACAGACGGAAAUAUCGACGUGUGUCAAAUGUCAAGUUUCCAGAGAGAAAAUGACGCUCCUAAAUCUCUGUUACGGAGGCUCGAGUUUGCAGUUACUCCCAUCGUGUCCGGGGAGUUCAGUCACCACCGGGACAGAGCGGCGAUGGCAUCCCGGGUCUCCUUCACCCAGAUCCGGCUGGAAACGGAGCUGGAGCGCUGCCGGGCCGAGUGCCAGUGGGACAAGAUGCCGAUGAUCAUCGAGCAGAUGCAGGCUGCGAGGUUCCACGAAGACGAUGAUUACGGGACCCUGCUGACGGCCGAGGCGCUGCUGGAGGAGUGCCUGCAAGACAACAUGGAAUGA